Molecule: messenger RNA, 2010 nt
Organism: Lachancea dasiensis
Lineage: Eukaryota; Fungi; Ascomycota; Saccharomycetes; Saccharomycetales; Saccharomycetaceae
Source: the annotation of a GenBank genome assembly
AUGGGCCUUCAGAUGAGCAAGAGUGUUGACCCACGAACUGAAAGUGUGAGCGAUUCUGUUCUGGCGGAAAAGGCAAAUACCAUAGCUAGCCCUAUGGCUCGGGAAGGCCAGGCAAAGUCGCAGGACGAGAGCUCCUUUCAGUCUCGUGUUGCAAGACUUAGUAUAUGUGAGGAUGAAAAGUCUAGAGAAAUGAUAAUGAAAUCCGUGCGCCAGCAGAAAAGCUCGGGCAGCUUGAGUGAAGACAUCAGCGACGGCUCUUCUCCUUCGGCAAGUGCUAUGCAGCAGCAGAGAGCGGGCUCUAAAAGGCGUCGUAGAAGAUCUAGCGGGGUCGCAGGUCCAACUCUCGGAAACUUGAGAAAAAAGGCGGAGGAGCUUCAUUCGACAACAUCAACGAGCAACAUCAAGAAGAAGAAAAGGACUUCCAAACCGGCGAGUAUUGUGGUUUCCAGGAAUGAACAAAAGAAGGUUUCCAUCAAGGAUUUACGUGAUUUGGUGCUUUACAUAUUUCAGGAUACAAACAACUCAACAAGGUGGGUGCAAGUUGAAAAUCGUAGUGCCAUAACUAAAAUGAUCGUCUUGUUUGUUCCUGGAUUAUUGCCUGAAGAUUUUAAGUCGGGGCCAAUAGACGAAAAUGGCAAUAGCGACGCUGAAGCAGAUUCAAAAUCCUUAGCAUCAGUCCAAGACUCUGAACUCAUUGAUUCUUUACAGCGUUUUCCAGUAUCAUCACCAGGCUCGAAAAAUACUCUUUACUCGGCCUACAAUUCAUUUGUGAAUGUAGGGCUUAGCAAGAAGGAAAAGGAGGAGAGGAGGUUACAACUUAGCAAAAGAAAAGUCACUUUGAAUGAUUUGAUAAUGACCACUAGCCAACUGCUGGAAAACGAGUAUCCUAUUCAUGAAGGGACUAUAGGGCUGAGUGCCGAAGAGAUCGAAAGGCUCUCUAAUAAACAUGCUGAACAACCAUUAUGGAAAAACACUCAAGCUUUCGACCACGAUGGCUCUCAUACAUUUGCUAUGGAUUGUGAAAUGUGUAUGUCUGCGGAGGGAUUGGUGCUGACUCGGGUGAGCUUAGUCGAUUUCGAUUGUAAUCUGAUAUACGAUACUCUUGUCAAACCUGACGUGCCCAUUACUGAUUACCUUACCAAAUACAGUGGUAUCACCGAAGAGAAGCUACAAGAUGUUACCACUACUUUAGAAGAUGCCCAAAACGCUAUCAUUCGCUUAGUUAGCUCGGGUGAUGUGCUCAUUGGCCACUCGUUACAAUCAGACUUAAAUGUGCUGAAACUUAGACACCCGCGAAUUAUCGAUACCGCAGUAAUAUAUGAACACAAAGCUGGGCCACCUUUCCGCCCAGCACUGAGAUAUUUGGCUUCAGAAUAUUUGAGCCAAGACAUUCAAAAUAGCGAGGGUCUAGGUCACGAUUCUUUUGAGGAUGCAAGGGCCUGCAUGGAACUUGCAAAACUGAAGGUUCUUAAUGGGCUUGCUUUUGGUGUGGGAAUAAACACUGAAAAUCUUUUUGAGAGGCUAAGCAAAACCGGUGUUAAAAGCAUGUGCCUGAACGAUUACGCGCCAAAAUUGACGGAAUUAUGUUCAAUUGAAGAUGCACCACAGGUCAAUAUGAGGUGUCAAGAUGAUGAGGAGGUUUUCGAUAAUAUCAACAAAUAUAUGAACAAUUUUAAUUUGUUUGUGGGGCGCCUUAGAGAACUGGAGUUCGCCCGCAACUUUUCAGUACCUUCGCCGGGUGUUGUCAAAAAGGAUGUCCAAGUGGCGAAAGAUGACUUUGGUCAGCGUUUGGAAACAUUAUACCGCGAGUGCCCACCAUCUACUGUGUUCCUGAUUUGCUCUGGUAGUGGAGAUACUCGGCAGUGGACCAAGAUUAUGGGAGAAAUUAACGACCUGGAUAGAGAUGAUAGGAAUGAUGAAAGGAAGAAGAGAGAAACAGAGAUACAUGCGGCGGUUUCCCAAGCCAGAGACGCUAUAGCACUACUAGCAGUUAAGAAAGAAAUUCAUUGA